Messenger RNA from Solanum stenotomum, 3015 nucleotides. Its product is annotated as pentatricopeptide repeat-containing protein At3g23020. Gene Ontology annotation, molecular function: protein binding. NCBI's taxonomy places the organism in Eukaryota, Viridiplantae, Streptophyta, Magnoliopsida, Solanales, Solanaceae. The record is from RefSeq and is a predicted model, not a curated record. Bases 126 to 3005 code for a protein of 959 amino acids. The transcript has a single exon.
UUCUGACUUGAUUUUUCCCUCCUUACCCAUUCGUCUUCUUUACAUUUUCCUUCUUUUCCACCAUUUUCUUCUGCAGCUCCUAAUGCUUUUCUUCCUUCAUAUCUUAACCUGAAAGAUUGAGAAAAAUGUAUGUGAAAUUUCAGUAUGUUGACACCAGUAAUUGUUUCCAUAUACUGAACUCAACUAAACCCACUCCCAGUGUAGGAAUUUCAAUCCCACCCACCAAGAAAUACAAGGACCAGAACAAAUUGAAUGACCCAAAUGGAAGAAUUGAGAAAAGCAAGAAUCUUGGGGUCAAAUUCAGGCCGGGUGUUGGGUAUGGUAAUGAUGUAAAAGAGAAGUUGGAUUAUCAAAUUGGGAAAAACUCGCAUACCCGUGUUUGGAAAAAUGGUGUUUUGAAGACCCAAAAUGGAUUCUUGAGAAAACCAGUUGAUGAAAUUGAGAGUGAGGAGAAAAUUGAUGGUCAGUCGAGCUGGAAUAAUGGGGUGCAGACCAAGUGUUCGACAAAAUGGCGCAAUGACGUGAAGGAGGCCCAAAAUGGUUUCUUGAGAAAACCAAUUGAUAGAACUGAGAGUGAGGAAAAAAUUGAUGGAAAAUUGAGCUCGGUAAAUGUGGUGCAGACCAACUGUUCGACAAAAUGGUGCAAUGACGUGAAGGAGACCCAAAAUGGUGUUUUUAGGAAACCAGUUGAUAGAACUGAGAAUAAGAAAAAAGUUGGUGGUCAAUUGAGCUCGGGGAAUGCGAUGGAGAAAGUACAGACUAAGGGUUCGAAAAAAUGGGCCAGAUAUGGAGGAUGUAUUCCUGUAAUGCUGGAAGCUUUGGAGACAGUUAGUAAUUUGGAUGAGGCAUUAAAGCCAUGGGAAAAGAGUUUGACUAAAAAAGAAAGGACUAUUAUAUUGAAGGAGCAGGUGGAGUGGCAACGAGCAAUGGAGAUUUUUGAGUGGUUUAAGAGAAGAGGAUGCCAUGAAUUGAAUGUUAUACAUUAUAAUAUUGUACUUAGGAUUCUUGGGAAAUCACAGAGGUGGGAUGAGAUUGAGAGACUGUGGGGCGAAAUGAGGGAAAGGAGAAUCGAGCCUAUAAAUUCAACUUAUGGGACUCUGAUUGAUGUCUACAGCAAGGGUGGGUGUAGGGAGCAGGCAAUGGAAUGGUUGAAGUUGAUGAAUGAACGAGGUAUGGUACCAGAUGAGGUGACAAUGGGAAUUGUUGUUCAGAUGUAUAAAAUGGCGGGGGAGUUUAAGAAAGCGGAAGAGUUUUUGAAAAAGUGGUCUUUAUGCAAAUGUCAAGUGGAGGAACGUGUAAAUGGUGGACCAAGAAGUGGUAUUAGGGUCAAUGGUUCUUCGGGCUCAAGUGUUUGUUUGAGCUCACAUACCUAUAACAAUUUAAUUGACACUUAUGGGAAGGCAGGACAAGUGAAAGAAGCAUAUGAGACUUUUCACCAGAUGCUGAGGGAAGGGAUCCUGCCGACAACAGUUACUUUCAAUACAAUGAUUCACAUGUGUGGUAAUAAUGGCCGAAUGGAAGAAGUUGCUUCCUUGAUGAGAAAGAUGGAGGGGCUUCAGUGUCAUCCUGAUACAAGAACAUACAAUAUUCUUAUUUCCCUUCACGCCAAGCAUGACAACAUAGAAAUGGCUGCCACCUACUUUAAAAUUAUGAAAGAUGCUUCUCUAGAGCCAGAUGCAGUGACCUAUCGCACUCUUUUGUAUGCAUUUUCUAUAAGGAAUAUGGUUAGUGAAGCAGAGAAGCUCAUUUUGGAGAUGGAUAAGAAAGAUCUACAGAUUGACGAAUUCACUCAGUCAGCUUUGACUAGGAUGUAUCUAGAAGCUGGGAUGGUAGAAAUGUCAUGGUCCUGGUUCCAGAGGUUUCAUCUUGCAGGAAAAAUGUCUUCUGAAUGUUAUUCUGCCAACAUUGAUGCCUAUGGUGAACGUGGCCAUAUUUUGGAAGCUGAGAGAGCUUUUAAUUGUUGUAGUGAGGGGAAAAGACUUACUGUUCUUGAAUUCAAUGUAAUGAUCAAGGCGUAUGGAAUUAGCAAGAAAUACAACGAGGCGUGCUACUUGUUCGAUAGCAUGGAGAAGCAUGGCUUAUCUCCUGAUAAAUGCAGUUAUAGUUCACUCAUCCAAAUGCUAGCUGGUGCAGAUCUGCCUCUGAAAGCAGCAUCUUAUGUGAGGGAAAUGAAGGAGGCGGGAUUAGUUGAUGAUUGUAUCCCUUAUUGUGCUGUGAUAUCUAGUUUUGUUAAAGUAGGUCAGAUGGAAAUGGCAGUAAGCUUAUUCGAUGAAAUGAUUGUGUUUGGCAUCAAGCCUGAUGUUGUUGUUUAUGGUGUACUGAUAAAUGCCUUUGCUGACAUGGGAAGUGUUAAAGACGCUACAAAAUACUUGGUUGAAAUGAGAAACUCUGGUUUAGAGGCAAAUGCUGUUAUAUACACUUCCUUAAUUAAGCUAUACACCAAGGUUGGGUAUUUGAGAGAAGCACAAGAAACGUAUAAAAUGCUUCAGUCAUUUGAGGAAGGGCUUGAUGUAUAUUCUUCAAAUUGCAUGAUUGACUUGUACAGUGAGCGCUCUAUGGUUAAACAAGCAGAAGAGAUUUUUGAGCACCUGAAGAAAAAGGGAAAUGCAAAUGAAUUUUCUUAUGCAAUGAUGCUGUGCAUGUACAGGAGAAAUGGAAUGUUUAAGGAAGCCAUUCUAAAUGCCCGGAAAAUGAAAGAACUAGGACUUCUGACUGACUUGUUGAGUUACAACAAUGUGCUUGGAUUGUGUGCAACUGAUGGGAGGUAUAAAGAAGCUUUGGCGACUUACAAGGAAAUGCUUUCUUCUGCCAUCCAACCUGAUGAUUCAACAUUCAAAUCACUUGGAAUUGUUCUUCUUAAAUGUGGUGUUCCAAAGGAGGCAAUUAGUAAGCUGGAAUCUAUGAGGAAAAAGGAUCCUCAGAGUGGCGUGCAAGAGUGGACUUCAGCCCUAUCUUCUGUUAUCGGUGUGCUUGAUACUGACUCUCCUGAUAGUAAAGAUGCCUAGCUCUUUUAAA